UUUUUUCCCCUGGGACUUGUGCUAACUGAAGAGACUGUUCCGGAUUUGUUAAAUACUACUGAGAAUAUUGAGACACUGAUAUGUUCUUCUGUAUUAUGACGCAUCCAAGUAAAGAAGUAUCCAAAUCCUAGUGAAGAAUGAAUGGAAAGGUGAUCCCUGGGACUCCGAUUGCAGUAGACUUCUGGAAGAUAAGAGAAUGUCCCAAUGCCAGACUGUUUUUCCUGACCCAUCUUCAUGGAGAUCACACUGUGGGGCUGUCUCCCUCAUGGCAACACAAAAUAUACUGCUCAGAAAUCACAGGGAAGUUACUGGAGGAGCGGUAUGAGAUCGACUCCUCCCAGAUCUGUCUACUAGAGACAGGAUGCAGUCACAUCAUGUACGUUGACUCGGAUCAAAUUGAGCAGAUGACCGUGACUGUGAUCGAUGCUCACCAUUGUCCUGGCAGUGUCAUGUUCCUCUUUGAGGGGUAUUUUGGAAAAGUUUUAUACACAGGUGAUUUUCGUUUCGACUCAAAAAUGAAAGAUGACCCCCUGAUGGAAAAUUUGUCUGGUACAGAUGUUGUGUACUUAGACAAUACAUAUAACUCUCCAAGAUGUGUGUUUCCAUCCCGAGAAGAAAGCCAGAAGCAAAUUAUGGAAAUAAUCCAUAGCCAUGAAGAGUUCAGUGUAAAGAUUGGAUUGAGAAACUUAGGAAAGGAGGACCUCUUGGUAGCCAUUGCUCAAGAUCUUCAGGAGUGGAUCAAAGUCAGCCCUGCCUUCUUUCAGGUGGCAGAAAUCCUAGAUCUUCCAGAUGUUUUUAUUACAGGAGAAACAGAUGCAAGAAUUGAAAUUGUUCCCUUUUACUCCAUUUCCAACAAAAAUAUUGAGAGCUGGAACAAAGAGCACCCAACAAUAGCUAUUCUCCCGACCUCUUUGUACACAGGGUUGGAGAUGAGUCCUUUCUGUAAUCAGGAUAAUGUGUUUAUUGUUCCUUAUUCUGAUCACAGCUCAUUUGAUGAACUCACAGACUUCAUAAAAAUCAUCAAACCAAGGUGUGUUUAUCCAAUAGUUAAUGACAUGACCCGUGGUCCUUUUGGAAUAAGUGUUUCAGAUCGUGCAGAUGUUUCGGUGUUCAAACCUUUUCUCAGCAGUCCAAGGAGGAAAAAUCCUGAAAUUCCAGACAGUGUCAAAAGGUGGAUGUUUGGGAAUCGAACUUUACCUCUGUCCAAACCUCUGAACAAGAAACCACUGGCCUUAAAAAGGAAGAGAUCCUUAAGCUUAAAGAGAGGAGUUCAUUUUGAUGAUUCUAUGGAGGAUUUUUCUGAAGAGAAAACAAAGAAGAAGAAAAUUCUAAACAUCAAAGGAAGUGAUGAUAAAAAAUCUGGACCAGAGGAUGAAUAUGUGCCUUCUGCAUGUGGGCAGAAUGUAGGACAUGUUGCUGAUAAGGAAAAUUCAAGGGGAGAAAACUCUGAGAAUUCACCCAAUGAAGAUAUUACAAAUCUUGAGAAAAAUGUGGUGGAAAAACUUACAGUAAAGUUCACAAGGAGAAAUGAAAGUGAGAAAAGUCAUAAAGCCUCCUCCAACACCGAGUGUGAACAAGAACAUGAAGAAAAAGAGGACAAGGAAAAAACAGGGGGAUAUUUAACACGAGAGAAAAAACAAUCCGUGAAAAGCUUUCUAUUGUACGUACUGGACACAGACAUUUCAGAGAUGACAGACGAGAACAAGUCGGAAAACCCAUCAGAGGAGAACAAGAGUGCAUGUAAUGGUCAGAGUAAAGAGGCAGGAAAGGCUGACAAGACAUGUGAUAGUAUCCAAGUUGUUCCAGUUAUGUCCGGAACUGAAAAGAAAAGCAAUGAUAAGACAUUUAAUUAUCUCCAAGUUAUUCCUAUUUCAUCUAAAACUGCAAAGAACAAGAAACAGGGGAAAUUGGAGAGGGGUGUUAUGCCACCUGGUUCCACCAGAAGACCUGUUUUUAAUGUUAAACCGUUGUGAAACAUGCAUGAAAAUUUGAAUCUUGGUUUCAUUAACGAUAGUUAUAUACCAUGGUAUUUAAAUAAAUUUAAAAAGUUUUGUUUGUUUUAUUUAAUUAUGUAUAUCUUGUUUUUGAAUGUCCAUUAUUGGCAGCUGACAAUGAAUAUAAAUGUACAUGUCUUAAAUUAUUAGGUUAUAAUCACCAUGAUUACUUUGCAAUACAA
Messenger RNA from Saccostrea echinata, 2176 nucleotides. Its product is annotated as 5' exonuclease Apollo-like. The transcript is spliced from 2 exons. Gene Ontology annotation, molecular function: damaged DNA binding; 5'-3' DNA exonuclease activity. Lineage: Eukaryota; Metazoa; Mollusca; Bivalvia; Ostreida; Ostreidae. The coding region runs from base 138 to 1973 and encodes 611 amino acids. The record is from RefSeq and is a predicted model, not a curated record. Gene Ontology annotation, biological process: interstrand cross-link repair; protection from non-homologous end joining at telomere; double-strand break repair via nonhomologous end joining.